This is a messenger RNA of Symbiodinium sp. CCMP2592, 3720 nucleotides long. Lineage: Eukaryota; Dinophyceae; Suessiales; Symbiodiniaceae. The record is from the annotation of a GenBank genome assembly.
AUGCCGUUUGCGAAGGGGUCCUCAUGUGCUCGGUGCAAACGUACUUUCGGGGCAGUGCCUAACCCUGUGGUGCCAAACCCCGCCGAAGGGGACGUCCUUCAGCGACGUGGCAACAACAAUCACUGUCAGGUGUGCUUCGCAUUCUGCUCUGUCCAUCCCACUUACAAGGAAUUGAGCAGCAAAGCCAUCACAGAGAAGAUCAAUCAGAAUCAGGCCGAGUACGACCAGAACUUGUCCGAGUACGAGGCAACCCGGCGCCAGGGCAAGAGAUACAAGGCGGAAAAAAGCACGACCGUCUCAACGGAGACACGGCAAGGGAUUUCAACGAAAAGGAUCCUGGGGUACCUGUAUCCACUGGCGGCCUUGAAAAAGGCAGGCGAGGAACACUUGUGGUCUAAGCUUCCUCGUCAGACAGUGCAACAUAUGGGGCGGCCAGUCUCUGGCGUUCUCCGGGAGACAUGGGGUCCUGGGUCCAUAGAGGUCUCUGAGGAUUCGGCAUCACAGGCAGUUCGUUCCCAGAUUGCUGCUGAGUGCGAAGCGGACGAGCAGGAGAAAGCCGACCAGGCUUUCAACCAUCUUGGUCAACAGCUGCGAUUGAUUGUCUCCGAACAGGAGGCAGCCGAUGGCGGAGAAGCUGGACUGAGCCUGAAGGCCAGCAGGCCCAAACCGGAUGAAGACCAAGAUGACUUCAUGGCCUUGUGGGGUGUUGCCCCCAUGGUGGCUUCUUCUUCUGCCUCCCGUUCAACUUCGACGAAAGCGGCAAAGGACGAGAGCAGCGAAUCCACCAAGCCCAAACGGCACAAAACCAAUUCGGCUGGCUCCAACAAAGGGUUCAACUUCAGCUGUGCGAAUGAUGGUAAUUGUGCGGACACGGCUUCGCAGCCGGACCAGCAGCAGGCUCCUCAGGGCUUGGGCAGCUCAGCUUCAUGGUUGUUCAGCAUGAAAGCUCCUUCGAAGGGCAAGGCUGGCAAGGCUUGCCCCAAGGUCAAAGAGAUGGAGACGACGGAGAAGCUGUUGACACAGCACGAUCAGCUAAAGAAGCUGUUGGUAGACGACUCCAAAUUCUUGACCUUGACCUAUCAGAAGCUUUCCGCACACUCCGACAAGCUCCCCGCGAGGAAUACGGAUGACCUCCAAAAGGUGUACAGGGAGCUGAGCAACACUAGCACGGAUGGCCGUGCCUGUGAGGUGAUGAAACAGCUCGCUGCUGCUUUGAUCGAGAUUGGGCCCAUUUGCGAGUUCAUUUCGGCUUUCCAAGACAAAGAGUCUACGGGGGCAUCCAUGCAAUCGGCCCUUCAUGAGUUGCAAUCGACCGGCAUUGCAGUUCCUGCGAGUGCCGGGAAGAUGUGCAAAGCCCGGCUGCUGGUGCAGCAUGCAAGUGCAUGUCGGUGGCAGGAUUUCUUGGAGCUCAUGCAGUCGGAUGAGACUAAGGAAUUGUUUGGCGAUGAUCAAGAUGCCUUUGCAGACUUUCAGGCUUUCUCUUUGCAAACAGCCCUGACGAACUUCUUGAACCAAGAGCUGCAUGUUCCUGGUUUCGAGAAUUAUAAGCAGGAAAUGAAGGAUGCUGGGGACGAGAUCUCUGCCGAGGAGAAGGAGAAGAGGGAGUCCAGGAGAAAUGCAGCUGUCACUGCAUUCGCGCUGGAGAAGACGAAGCAGCUUCAUGGCUUUUUGGUGGCCUUCGCCGAGAGUGAUGUCUGUGUCAGCUGGAAGGAUCGUCACGAGUUGUCGUCAUGGCUAGAGGAGUUGAACAAGCUGGCCAUCCUGGUUGACUGGGCUGGACAUCAGGACAAGGUGCUGUCCGGCGAAGAUGUGCAGACUUUGACAACGGCGAGAAUGCAGCUAGUUCACAAGAAAAGCCGCUUCUUCGAAUCGCUCACUCUGUUUCCAUUCGGACAGUACAUUCAGCAGACAUGCGGUGUUCUACUUGUGUCUUUCCUUCGUGAUCAGAAUUUCAAGACCGAGCUGGACUCUUGCAUUGAGUCCUGUGGAAACCUCCGAACCUUUACCUCUGAUUCUCUGUUCAAGCAGGACACUUUGGAGAUCACUGUUCCAGGGCAAGCGAAGGUGGUUGACAUCGUCCAGAAGAUCACAGCGGUACAGAACCAGGCCUCGAAUCACUUCAUGCAGGCGAACGAGGCCCAGGUCGACUUGGUGAAGGUGAAGAUUGGUGAGUUGGCUACAGCGAUGUCGAAUGCUUGCAUCUACAAGUUCCGAAAGACUUGCAUGGACACUUUGCAGCCUUUGUUGAAAACAUUGGUUGCAGGGGACAUCGAUGCUGACGGCACCGCCAAGCUUGUGGAGAUUGUCAAUGAGGCCAAGAACUUUCUGCCCGUUCAGCAGGCCCUCCUCACCAGAUGCUUGGGAACCUUGGGUGCUGAGGUCGUUGAGAUGAUCCAGCAGAAUCGGACUUUCUGGACACGUUUCUCUGCCAUUAUCCCUGCCGUCGUGAACCUCAUGACGCCUGCCACCGUGGCGUGCGAACCGGGCAGAUUGCUAGGGGCGGACAUUCUUGCACUGAUGGACAUGUACAGUGAGACCAAGGUCCAGCUGCUCCAGAAGAUGUGUGUCGAUAUCUGGCCCGAAGUGUUGCAGAUUGGCAAUAACAUCAGGCGAGCUGCCAUGCUUCGUUUGGGAAAGGAAUCCCAGAGUUUUGUGCAGUUCGUGGUGUUCAUGUCCGGACAGAGUGAGGAGACUGCACGUGCAUUGGCGAAAGACGUCGUGGGCGAGUUCCAGGACGAGGAAGACAAGAUCAUGGUCAGUUACGAAGCAAUGUUCGUUCAUUACGGCAGCCACCUACCGUCUGAUUGGAGUCCGAUGCAAGCCGAGGUACAUGUUUCUUCCGCUUCUUUGUGUGCUGCUGGGUCAGCACUCCCCCUCGCGAAGAUCUUCGUGCACAUGGUGUCGUGGCAGAAGGAAUUGGUGCAGUUCGUGCCGUGUGCUACGAUUCUUCUUGAUGGCGAGCCAGCAAGCCUUCCGAAGAAGUUUCAAUCAGACGAGUGCCUCAUCCGUGCUUUGUGUGCAAAAGAGCAUGAACCCGGAAAGUUCAUGCACUGCCUUCGUUCAGCUACGGAUGCAGCUGAAACAAUCGGUCACGACAUGGCCCGAUGCUUCGCCAAGACCUGUUUGACAAAAGCGCCGGAGCUGUUCCAGAAGAUUGUCGACAUUGUCAAGACCGAGGUCCUUUCCACGAUUGCAGUCUUGAAGAAGUUGCAUGGGAAUAUCCCCACAUCGGCUCAGUUCAUCGCAUCCCUGGACAAGGGCGAGAUUGAUGCUAACAUGGCCAAUUCUAUGUGCAAUGACGUGUCCAUGCAGCGGCUGUACAUGUUUCUUCAAUGUGCUCUCGAGGACUUCAUGGGUUUGAAGAAGGUCUUGGUCGGAAUAAGUGCGGCCAUUAGUGUUCGUGAGAUCGAUGAUGGGUCGGCGGCAUCCGGCUCGUUCAGUGGUGUGAUAGCUGAAGCCAAGGCAGUAAUUCAGGUAUUUGCAGAAUUCAAUGAUGUUUCAGCAAAGGAUGCGACUUUGAUUUCGAUUUCCAGCCUUGUCGCCAACACGACUAUGGCUCAGGCAAUCACUCGCGAAUUAAAGGUUGGCGAGACGAGGCCAUCGCUAGUCAACAAAGCACUUUGCGGAAUCCGCAAGCGGGGAUGGAAGUUGCAUCCCGUACUGGUGCAGCGAUCCACUGCUGUGCUGCAGGGAAAGGCACCCAAACCUGCGGCAAAGUAA